Molecule: messenger RNA, 831 nt
Organism: Fusarium graminearum PH-1
Lineage: Eukaryota; Fungi; Ascomycota; Sordariomycetes; Hypocreales; Nectriaceae
Product: 40S ribosomal protein S14
Exons: 4
Coding region: 54-509 (151 amino acids)
Biological process (GO): translation; maturation of SSU-rRNA from tricistronic rRNA transcript (SSU-rRNA, 5.8S rRNA, LSU-rRNA); ribosomal small subunit assembly
Cellular component (GO): cytosolic small ribosomal subunit; ribosome
Molecular function (GO): structural constituent of ribosome; mRNA 5'-UTR binding; small ribosomal subunit rRNA binding
Source: RefSeq, a predicted model, not a curated record
CUCAUUCUCAACCGCCAAGUGACGAAGUAACCAGCAGUCGCCCAUUCUUCAAAAUGCCUCCCAAGAAGACCGCCACCCGUGCUCCCCAGGAGAACAUCUCCCUCGGACCUUCCGUUCGCGAUGGCGAGCUGGUCUUCGGCGUUGCCCGUAUCUUCGCCUCCUUCAACGAUACCUUCGUCCACGUCACCGAUCUGAGUGGCCGUGAGACUAUCACCCGUGUUACUGGUGGUAUGAAGGUCAAGGCCGACCGUGACGAGUCCUCCCCCUACGCUGCCAUGUUGGCUGCCCAGGACGUCGCUGCCCGCUGCAAGGAGCUUGGCAUCAACGCUCUUCACAUCAAGAUCCGUGCCACUGGUGGUAACGGUACCAAGACCCCCGGUCCCGGUGCCCAGUCCGCUCUCCGUGCCCUUGCCCGUGCUGGUAUGAAGAUUGGCCGAAUUGAGGACGUUACCCCUACUCCUUCCGACUCUACCCGCAGAAAGGGUGGUCGCCGUGGUCGUCGUCUCUGAGCUGCUUACCUUUUGGUGGCUUGGAUUGGACAGGAGUUUCGCUAUCUGGUUUCUCUGUGGCGUUGAGAAUCACGAGGAGAACGGCUUUUUCGCCUGGUCUCCAGUCUACACUGCAGAGCCUGGUCAGGUUAUGGGUUAGGACGCAGUAGACAGUUGAAAAUUCGCCCGAAGAAGGCCUAUGAAUCAUCCUGCUCGUCAAACUUUUUUCCUUGAUGUGACAUCUUAUAGCUUCACGGUUAACGUUCCACGAUGAAAUGAAAUAAAAGCAAUAAAGUGCAUAUCAAGCAACGAUAUCUAGUAUAAAUGUCACACUCUCUAGUAC